AUGCAUAAAUCGAAACUUACAACGAUAGAGAUCGGCAAUGCCUUUAAUGUUGAUAUUUGGAAUCAAUACUUAAUCAACAUUUUUUAUAAAUAUUGUCUUGAUAAAUUUGUUUUACCGAAAAUAAUUCUCAACAAUAGACGUUUAACAUUAAUUGGUUCAAUAUCUGCUGUUAAUGAAAUGAACCAAAGAUAUGAAUUAAUAGAGAAUAUUGUAAAACAAAAGAGUCUAAUACCAGUGUCAAAUCUUAAAAAAGUUAAUCCCGAUAAAUUUCGGUUAACAUCUAAGAUACAAAUAUUAGGCAAUAUAUGGGAUUCAUUUAAUAUUAUCAUAAGUUGUUCUAUUAAUGAUAAAACGUUAUCACAUUCGCUUGCCGAUCGUCUAAUUGAUGAAGGUUAUUUAGUAUAUAUCGAUCGUUAUGGUCAACAGAGUUCUGUAAUCCAGUCGAAAUUUAAAAAUUCAGAUUUAAUACUUGUUCUUUUUAGUCAAAAUUAUUCAACAGAUGGAAAUUAUUUAUCAGAGUUAAGAUAUGCACAAGCAAUUGGAAAACAAAUUCUUCCAGUUUUUAUAACAAAAAAUGUUUUAGAAGAAGAUUGGCUUCAAUAUGUUACUACCAAAGAAUUAUAUUAUGAAUUGUUUAAAGAAGAAGUUAAAUUCGAAUUAGAUGAGAAUUUUGAUUUAAAAUACGAUCAAUUAUUAAUUGAAUUGCUCCAUUAUACAAAGCCUGGUGUAGUUGGUCAUAUAUAUUCAGUAUUAGAAAAUAUUUUUAACGAAGAUCAACAACAACACUCAUCCCAAGGACAAAAUCCAUCAUUACAAUUAACUACUGAGCAAAUAGAACAACGGAGAAAAAUUUAUGAAGAAAAAGUGGAAAAAUUAAUUGAACGAGAGAACAUUCCAACUGAUCUUGUAGAAAGGCUUAUUGAAGUUGCAAAAGCGGUUAUAGAAGAUUGUAAGAAUGGUGAUUUUCGUAAUGAUGAAAAUGAAUCCCGGCAAAGUGAUGAAUAUGAGUCCCGACAAAAUGGCAAAGAAAACACAUAUAAACUUAAUGAUUAUACUAUCACUUUUCUAUCAUGUAUCGAACGCUGGAUAGAAAAAGCUUCGAAUGGAAGUGUCAUAAUAAGCAAUAUACCACCAUUUACUUUAACUGGAGAUUUUAAUGAUGCUAUAUUUCCAAUGAUAUACAAAGAUAAAGAAGCAUGGUGGACAAUAAAUAACUACGCACCUUUAAAUCAUACAAUAGAGGACGAUAGUUGGGACUACUUAUCAUCUAUUAUUGGUUCAUGGUGUACUCAACGUGAAGCGUCUUAUUAUCUUCAAAAACUAAUUGAUCGAGAUUUUCAAUUACGAGAAAGUAGACAAGCUAAACUUCCAAAAUCAGUUCAACGUAUUAUAAAAGUGAAUAAUGGAUUAGAUAUGAAACUUUUCAAAGCUAUUAGUUAUACAAAUUUUACAACAGAAAUUAAAAAAGGUACAACUGGUUGGAAUAUUACACAAGACAGUUUAAUACUGCAAGACUACAGAGUAAAACAACAGAAAAAAACAACGGAAGAAUCAAAGGAAGAACCAACACUUUGGGAUCGUGUAAUAGAACAAACUGUAGAAUUAAUAAGAAAUAUUAAUGAAAAUAAAAUUACUCCAAAUUCGAAUAUUUUACAAGGAAAAAUUGGAAAUGAAUUGAAAACGAAAAAAGAAAGACAAAAACAAAAUGAUCUUGAUAAUCCAAAUAAUAAACGUUGGAAAACUAAACAUCGGUCUCCACGUCGAGAAGAUUUUAUUCAACAGAAAAUACAAAAUAUAAUUGAAUUCGAGAAACUUUGUAAUACAUCACCAAGACAAUCAGUAAAUCAAACUAACUAA
Rotaria sp. Silwood2 is the source of this 1857-nucleotide messenger RNA. Lineage: Eukaryota; Metazoa; Rotifera; Eurotatoria; Philodinida; Philodinidae. The record is from the annotation of a GenBank genome assembly.